Messenger RNA from Triticum urartu, 1434 nucleotides. The record is from RefSeq and is a predicted model, not a curated record. Lineage: Eukaryota; Viridiplantae; Streptophyta; Magnoliopsida; Poales; Poaceae.
GGACUUUGGAGGCGAAAGAGGGAGACAAGCAAGCAAGGAAAAGACGCCACCUUUGGGCUUUUUUCCCUCCCCUGUUCCAUUCCGUCCGUCCUCGCCGUCGCCGUCGGCCGUCGCCAUGGGCUCCUCCCCGCCGCCGGCCACCGACGACGACCGCUACCAAGACCCGAUGUGGGAGAGGCGGACGCACGCGAGGAUCCUGGUCCGCGACGCCGACGCCGGCCGCAUCAUCGGCAGCGCGGGGUCCUCCAUCGCCGCCAUGGAGAAGGAGGCCGGCUCCGGCGCCCGCAUCACGCUCUCCGGCAGGGACCAGAUCCUCGCCGGCACCGACCGCCGCGUCGUCUUCCUCUCCGGCCCCUUCCGCGCCGUCAUGGACGCCGCCGACCUCCUCCUCCAAAAGAUCCCCCCCCGCUACCAGGGCGAGCAGGCGGACAACACGGUGGUGCUGGUGGUGCCCUACGCCUGCUGCGGCGCGCUCAUCGGCAAAGGAGGGACGCUCAUCAAGUGGUUAGCUCAAGAGUCAAAUGCUGGCAUCACGGUCUCACACCACCGACUCUGCUACGGUUUCAAUGACAGACUGGUUAACAUCACCGGGCGCUUGGAACAUCAGCUGCAGGCCAUAUUCCUUAUACUCUCCGAGCUGCUUGACGAUGUCCACUACUUAUCCUCCUACCAAAGCGUUGGUUUUCCACGUUGUCAUGUUUCAAGUGUUGGGUGUGACGGCGAUGCUCAAGAUGAGCAUGUCGAGAGAUACCACAGCAGGCCCGACACUCCCGUGGGGUCAGCUGACGUCGACGACGGCAGAGACGUACAAGGGACUCUGACCAUCGCUGUCGCGAGUGAGUAUGUGGGCGCCGUCAUUGGCCGUGGUGGGAGGGUCAUCAAGGAGAUCCAACAGGCUACGGGCGCGUUGAUCACGGUGUUCAAGGGGAAGCUCUUACCUGGGAUGAGGGAAAGGUGGGUGGGCACCAACGACAUACAGCAGGGAGGUGGUGAUCAGCGGGACGCGGGAGGCGGUGGAUGCCGCGGAGGCGAUGAUCGCGGAGCACAUCUCGUACGCCAUGGAUCGCCGCGGACGGAAGCAGGGUGGCGAGGGGAGGAGGCCUUCCCUUUUGUGAAGCCAGUGGAGUAGGCUCAGCAGGAGCAAUGCAGCAAAGCAGAGCAGAGCAUAGAAGUGGUAGUAGAGCAGGAAGGAAGGAGAUGUUGCAGAGUAGUGUUUUUUUGGUGGGUUGCGUUGCGUUGCUGGAAACGAGUAGUUAACUAGCAGCAAAAAUGACUACUAUUGUACUUGGGAGGGGUUUGAUGAAACAAACCCAAGCCAAGACAAGCAAAGAUGAGAGGAUUUUUGAACUGAAACAAUUAAUUUGUUGCGCGGUUGGAUGGCCCAAUCAGGAUUGGACUAGUGCUGAUGCAUGAGAAUUUUGGUUGGUGAGAUCA